CUUUUUUUUUUCCUUCCAUAUACCGAAUCUUCAGAUCUCCUCGUGAAGCGAUUUGGCGUGUAGGCGUCGAUCAAGCGCGUUCAGUGUCUGAUCUGGCGUGGAUCUAUCGCUAUCAAACGUCCACGGAGGAGCUUCCUUUGAGUCUGAUCAACAGGCACACACAUACACAUACACACACAACCCACCACCUUCUUCGCCUGUGGCUCAUUAUUAUUCUAUUCUAUCUCUCGCCAACAUGGCAGCGGAAGAACAGUCUUCGCCCAAGGCGGUCUUUGGCGUCGUCUCAUUCUACAUGUUCUCAGCCCUCGUCAUGGUCAUGGUCAACAAAUGGGUUCUGAACUCGUCUUCCCUUCCCCUGACAUUCCUCCUACUUCAACUCGUCAUCUCUGUCGUCUGUCUCACUCUGCUAUCCUUCUUACCGCCCACCAGUCGAUUCGCUUUUGUUCCCCCACGUUGGAAUCGAUCCAUCAUCAUUGCCGUCGCUCCCGUGUGUACGGCCAACGUCGUGGGAUUAGCAUUCAACAUCUACUGUCUCAAACUUGUCGACGCUUCCUUCUUCCAGGUCGCCAGAGGUCUCACACUUCCCAUGACGGUAGUCCUUCAAAGUGUCAUGACGGGUGAAAGGCCAACGUGGGGAACCGUUGGAUCAUGUGCGAUCGUCACUUGGGGAUUCACUCAUACCUUCCUACCGACGCCUUUCAUCAGUUCAGCGAGUACCAUCGCGCCCUCCGAAGCUCAGGUCUCGUCUAGCGUCCUGUCGAGCUCUGAAGCUCCCGUCCUAGGGAUGGUAUUCGGUGUGUUGUCAGCCGCCAUGGUCGCCAUUCACGCGGUAUUGAUUAAAUCGGCCUUGAAAUCGGUGGAUGGGAAAACACUCGACUUGGCUUACUGGUCAAACGCACUUUCUGCACUGGCUUUGCUGCCCGGUAUCUUGGUAUCGGGCGAGCUGGCAGGCCUCCCAAAGUUAAUCAGAGGAGAAGAUGGAAAUUUGGGCGCUUUUGCCCUGGGCACAUUGGUCACUGGACUCGUCGGAUUCCUCAUAUGCGUUGCUGGUCUCCUGUCCAUCAAGGUCACUUCCCCCGUCACCCACAUGUUCUCCUCAGCCGUAAGAUCGGUCUUGCAGACGCUCCUCGGCGUUUGGCUUUUCCGCGACAUCAUUAACGCGAGUCGUGUCAUGUCCAUCACCCUCAUUCUUACGGGCUCUCUCCUUUACACCUGGAUCAAGUCGCGUCCAAAGAACCCUCAACCGCAGGCUGAAAGUACUCCGAUGAAAGACCUGGCAGAACAAGAAGGACUCUUGGAGUCGACAAGUCAGAAUGAACGAACAGAGGCAUUGCUGAAGCCCGUUGAUCUCGAAUCUGGUCUCGGGAGCGAAGCUCGCAGGAGAAGCUCGGAGCCCGGUUUUGAGAAAUCUCGGAGAGAUUAGGCUUCACCGUGAACAACAUCAUAAAAGCGUCGUAUCUCCCAUUCAUCGCAUAAUAGCUAC
This is a messenger RNA of Kockovaella imperatae, 1483 nucleotides long. RefSeq lists its product as hypothetical. The record is from RefSeq and is a predicted model, not a curated record. Lineage: Eukaryota; Fungi; Basidiomycota; Tremellomycetes; Tremellales; Cuniculitremaceae. The coding region runs from base 236 to 1423 and encodes 395 amino acids. The transcript has 4 exons. Gene Ontology annotation, biological process: protein O-linked glycosylation via fucose; GDP-fucose import into Golgi lumen. Gene Ontology annotation, molecular function: antiporter activity. Gene Ontology annotation, cellular component: Golgi apparatus.